Cicer arietinum (chickpea) is the source of this 1304-nucleotide messenger RNA. RefSeq lists its product as uncharacterized. The record is from RefSeq and is a predicted model, not a curated record. Lineage: Eukaryota; Viridiplantae; Streptophyta; Magnoliopsida; Fabales; Fabaceae.
GAAAUUAUGAACUUCCGAUUUUUUAUUCAGUAUUUGUUUUUACUAUUAAAAAAAAUCACAUUUAAGACUUACACUAGCUAGAAGCUCUGUAAUUAAUCCAAAGCCAACAUGGAAACUCACGUUAUAUGUAAGCAAAGGCCUUCUAUUUGGACCUUCUACUUUUGUGCACAUUAAAUUCUCCUUUGAAGUUAUAGUACUACUCCAAGGGAAACAUCCUAUAUAAACACCUAAGUCUUGUACUACAUUUUAUCACACCAAGAGAUAUACACUCACACAACCACAAGGUUUGUGGAAAACACCACCAUUUGAAGCUAUGGUAUCCUUUUACAAAGCACUGACUGAGAGUCCAAGAACUGAAGUUCACGAAGAAUUUGAAGCAUCCUCAAAGAAAAGAAAAUGGGAAGAACCAUUUACCGAACAAUUCUUCAAGGACCAAAUAAAUUUAGAGAAAAGGCAAUCCCCCUUUGAUAUAGAGCCUCGUCUCGAAACACAGUUUCCUUCAAAUAAAUGGUGUCAAUACCUUAGUAUUCAGUCAGGGCAGAUACAGUUGUGUAACACAAGACUGGAUUGGACAACGAAAGAAAACUCAAAAAGAAGCCACCAAUCACCUCCUUCUGAUCACAUGAGCUUAGACCUUGAGCUAAACUUGACAUGUGAAUCACAAAGGAAAAAAGCAAACAGUACUUGUGAUGACAUGAAGCAGAAUUCUAGUUCCCCUAAGAGUUUGAUUGAACAUGGUGAUCUUAGUAUUGAAUCAAACAGGUGUAAGAAAGGUUCAGGUGGUUUAACUGGUUCUCCGUCGUGGUUGUCGUCUGAGGGAGAUUAUAAAGAGAUGGUUGCAACAGUUUGCAUGCAGUGCCACAUGUUGGUAAUGCUAUGCAAAUCAUCACCAACUUGUCCUAACUGCAAAUUCAUGCACUCACUUGAUCAGAACCCUUCAAAAUUCUUGAAGAGCAUGUGCAGCUUUUUCUGCUCAAGUUAGGAACAUGCAGAUAGUACUCAUAAUGAAAUUUUCAGCUUUAUAUACAGCCUGGCAUGGACCAAUCCUACGUUAUCUAUCUUGUUAUUUUUUCCUUAUUCUCUGCUAAAUAGCCCAAGUUUGUUUAUAUAUCUUUAGCUACAAGUUGAAAAUAGUGGAUUGAUGGUUAAUCUAGCUAGCUUCAUGUACUGAUACUUUGAGCGCUAGAUUGAGUUCUGAUAAGUGACUGCUGUAGAGACUAGCCUAGUUCAUAAUCAUAUUAUGUAGAUACUGGUCUUGAUCAUCCAUAUUUAUCAACAUUGCAACAAAUGUUCAAUUUGACUAA